AUGGCUUACACCAAUUUCACUGAAUUCUACCUGCUUGGAUUUCCAGGACUCCAACCACAGUAUUAUGGAGCUGUAGGAACCUUUUUGUUAUUUGUUUACUUGCUACUGGCAGGAGGAAAUAUCUUUAUUAUUUCGUUAAUUGCUUCUGGGAGAUGUCUUCAGAAACCCACUUAUUUAAUCUUCUGUAACCUUGCUGUGUCUGAUCUUGCUUUUGGAACUGUCACGUUGCCUAAAACUAUUGCAAAAUACCUGUUCAAUAGCAGCUCUAUAUCAUUUUAUAGUUGCUUUUUGCAGAUGUUUUUUGUUCAUUACUUAGGGAGUAUUAAUUCUUUCCUAAUGUUAUUAAUGGCCAUUGAUCGAUUUGUUGCAGUAUGCAACCCACUAAGAUACUAUGCUCUUAUUACAAACAAGACUAUUUUUAUGGCAAGUGCAGUGAUUUGGACAAUAGUAAUAUCUUGGCUGUCAGUUAUUGUUUACAAUGCCUUCGAUGAGCCCUUCUGUGCUAAUGUAAUAACCCAAAAUUACUGUGACCAAAAUUCAAUAAUGAAAUUAUCUUGUAGAGAUGUAAGGCAGAAAAAUACUUUUUCAUUUUCAUGUGCCAUGUUUGUUCUCUUGGGCCCUUUGAUUUGUAUUAUGCUCUCUUUUAUUGCCAUCAUUACAUCUGUUUUCAAACUCUCUGACAUACAGGCCCGGUAUAAGACAUUCUCAACUUGCACUCCCCAGCUUCUUAUCAUUUGCCUGUACUAUGUCCCAAGAUGUGUUGUCUAUGUGUACGACGUUACAGUUGCAAUCACUCCUGGCAUUCGGAUUAUGUUGAUUAUGUGGUACAGUCUGCUCCCCCCUGUUGUCAAUCCAAUGAUAUACUGCUUCAGAACAAAGGACUUCAAAGAUGAAUUAAGGAAGAAAUGCAGGGAUAAAAAGUUGGCAUGCAGAUGA
This is a messenger RNA of Xyrauchen texanus (razorback sucker), 936 nucleotides long. RefSeq names its product olfactory receptor 1F1-like. Bases 1 to 936 code for a protein of 311 amino acids. The transcript has a single exon. NCBI's taxonomy places the organism in Eukaryota, Metazoa, Chordata, Actinopteri, Cypriniformes, Catostomidae. Gene Ontology annotation, cellular component: membrane. The record is from RefSeq and is a predicted model, not a curated record. Gene Ontology annotation, molecular function: G protein-coupled receptor activity; olfactory receptor activity. Gene Ontology annotation, biological process: G protein-coupled receptor signaling pathway.